AUGCAAAAACUCGCCAUCGCUUUCCUUACCAUCUCGGCUACUUCUGCCUUCCUUCUCCCAUCCGGAGGAGGCGGUGGAUGCGGAUGUGCUCCACCACCACCACCACCACCAUGCGGAUGCGGAGGUGGAGGCGGUCUCCCACCACUCCCACAACUCCCACCACUUUCCCUUCCAUCCCUCGGAGGAGGAGGCGGUUGCUGCCCACCACCAGCUCCAGCUUGCGGAGGAGGAUGCGGAGGAGGAGCUCCACCACCACCACCAGCCGGAUACGCCACCGCCCCAGCCGCCGGAGGAUAUGCUCCACCACCACCACCACCAGGACCAAUCGGAGGAGGAUCAUACGCUGGAGCCGGACCAAUCGGAGGAGGAGGCCCAAUCGGAGGAGGAUACGCUGGAGCCGCCCCAGCCGGAGGAGCUUACGCCGGAAAGAAGUAG
Molecule: messenger RNA, 435 nt
Organism: Caenorhabditis remanei
Lineage: Eukaryota; Metazoa; Nematoda; Chromadorea; Rhabditida; Rhabditidae
Exons: 1
Coding region: 1-435 (144 amino acids)
Source: RefSeq, a predicted model, not a curated record